Caretta caretta (loggerhead turtle) is the source of this 16877-nucleotide messenger RNA. RefSeq names its product neurobeachin like 1 (gene NBEAL1). Gene Ontology annotation, molecular function: protein kinase binding. NCBI's taxonomy places the organism in Eukaryota, Metazoa, Chordata, Testudines, Cheloniidae. The record is from RefSeq and is a predicted model, not a curated record. Gene Ontology annotation, cellular component: membrane; cytosol. Gene Ontology annotation, biological process: intracellular protein localization.
AAUGUGGGCGGGGCGGUGAGGCCGGGCCCAGCCUCCUCCCUGCGCCCAGCCGAGCUGUGUCGGGCAGCGGCUUUAGCGGCUGCGCGCUGAGAGGAGCCGCUCCCAGGCUGGCCGCCCCCUGCGCCCGGGGUCAAUUAUCCACAUUAAUAUUGUUCGGCUUUUUUUUUUGUCUCUACACCUCCAAGACUAUUGUACUCUCUGCCGUGUAGCUUUAUCCUGUUUUUUUCCUGUUUAACUCAGCUGCAAAACACAAGAUCAUGAAGGCUGUAAACCAAGUGGUUCCUUGUUAGAGAUAAUGUUACUGAUAAGAGAAAUAGAGAUUGUUUCUACCUAGUUCUUGAGGUCUCCAGGGUUGUUUAAAUAUGGAUUUAUCUCCCACAACAUAAGCUUGAAAGGUUUAUUUUGACUCUCAGAGGUUAAUACUGAAGUGCCAUUGAUGAAGAGGAGCUACUUGACAGUUGCCUUUGAGGGGUUGAAUUGUGCAGCAUCUUUUACGCAGGAGGUACACUGGAGACCCAUUUGUUUUCAUCCUUGACAUUGUUUCCACCUGGGUUAUGGCAGAAUUCUGAUACAAAAGCAAAAACACAUGGGAGGAACAAUUUGGAAUAUAAAGUGAGCAUGGUAGGAUCUUGAACACAAAUUGUUGGAAAAGGAGAGAAGAGGAAGUGAAGGAAUGGCAUCCAGAGAAAGGCUGUAUGAACUUUGGAUGCUUUAUUGUAACAAGAAAGACCCAGAUUAUUUGCAGCUUUGGCUGGACAGUUUUGUUUCUAGCUAUGAACAGUUUCUGGAUGUGGACUUCGAGAAGCUUCCUACUAGGGUGGAUGAUGUACCUCCUGGAAUAUCACUACUUCCUGAUAAUAUUCUGCAGGUCCUGAGGCUUCAGCUGCUACAAUGUGUCCAAAAAAUAUCAGAUGGACUAGAAGAGGGGCAACAAGCUCUCUCACUUUUGCUUGUCAAAUUCUUUAUUAUACUUUGCAGAAAUCUGGCUAAUGUGGAAGAGAUUGGGACUUGCUCCUACAUUAACCAUAUCAUCACCAUGACUACACUCUACAUUCAGCAGUUAAAAAGUAAAACAAAAGAGAAAGAAGUGGCAGAUCAGUCGCCUGUAGAAGAGUUUGUAAGACAUGCAUUGGCUUUUUGUGAAAGUCUCUAUGAUCCGUAUCGAAAUUGGAGGCAGCAAAUUGCAGGGCGACUCUUGAGUAGUGUUGAAAAGAGCAGACAGAAAUAUAAACCAGCCUCCCUCACAGUGGAAUUCAUCCCUUUCUUUUACCAAUGCUUUCAAGAAAGUGAACAUCUCAAGGAAAGCCUCAAGUGUUGCCUGCUACAUCUCUUUGGAGCCAUUGUGGCUGGUGGACAGAGAAAUGCUCUUCAAGCCAUAUCUCCUGCCACCAUGGAAGUCUUGAUGCGUGUUUUGGCAGACUGUGACACUUGGGAUGAUAGGGAUCCUGAGGAAGUGAGCAGGAAGGCAGAGCUGACUCUUAAGUGCCUGACAGAAGUAGUGCAUAUCCUUCUCACCAGUAGUUCAGACCAGCGGCAAGUGGAGACCAGUACCAUACUGGAGAACUACUUCAAGUUGCUUAAUUCAGACCAUUCAGCAUUGCCUAACUCCAGGAGAUCCAGGCAGUGGGAGAAUAGGUUCAUUGCACUACAAAUCCAAAUGCUGAACGCCAUCACAGCCAUGUUAGACUGCACUGAUAGGCCUGUUCUGCAGGCCAUUUUCCUUAACAGUAACUGCUUUGAGCAUCUCAUCCGAUUGCUGCAGAACUGCAAGCUGUUUUUAAAUGCUAACAAUAAGGUGGCAGACAAGAGUGAAAAAGACCUUGCCAACAAAUUACUGACCGAAAUGAAUGGGGACCAGGUGUUUCAGGGACAACUAGACUGCUUGGCAGUAUCCACCAUUCAAGCCCUUACAGCAGUGUUGCACAAAUCUCCAGCUGCGAAGGAGGUCUUUAAAGAGCGGAUUGGUUAUGCACAUAUCUAUGAAGUACUAAAAUCUCUGGGUCAGCCCUCGCGAGAGUUGCUAGAAGAACUUAUGAAUAUGGCUGCUGAAGGUGAUCACGUGUCCGUUGGAAUUUUGGGCAUUAGUAAUGUCCAGCCCUUAUUGCUGCUUAUCCAGUGGCUUCCAGAGCUAGAAUCACAUGACCUGCAGAUCUUCAUCUCAAAUUGGUUGAAGCGAAUCUGCUGUAUUAACAGGCAGAGUCGUGCCACGUGUGUCAAUGCAAACAUGGUCAUCCGCAUCAUUGAGACAUUAAACUUCCACUCUUCACUCCAUCGCACUUGUGCAGAGAACCUGAUUGCCCUCCAGGGUUCUUUGGGAAGUCAGUCGAUGAGCUCUGAAGAAUUGCAUCGACUAAUGCGACUCUUGAGGACUAAUGAACCAAAGCAGUCUCACCCUUACGUCAUCCCUGUGAUGCGUGCAAUUCUGGCAAUGGCUCGGAAGCAAGGCCUGGACAGUGCCAUGCAAUAUUUCAACUUGUCCCCCAGCAUGGCAGGAAUUGCUGUGCCACCUAUUCACAAAUGGCCAGGGUCUGCAUUUUCCUUCAAUGCUUGGCUAUGCCUAGACCAGGACCAAGUUACACCUGACAUCACCAGCAAGGGAGGAGGCAAGAGGAAGCAACUAUACAGCUUUUUUACAGGAAGUGGGAUGGGUUUCGAGGCCUUCAUUACCUGCUCUGGAGCACUGGUGGUUGCAGUUUGCACAAAGAGAGAAUAUGCAACAGUGAUGCUGCCAGACCAUUGUUUUUGUGAUUCCCUCUGGCACAACAUAACUAUUGUUCAUAUGCCUGGAAAGAGGCCCUUUGGUCAAAGCUUUGUCUACAUCUACGUCAAUGGACAACAGAAGAUCUCUGCCCCACUUAGAUUUCCUGCCAUGAAUGAACCUUUUACUUCUUGCUGCAUUGGUUCAGCUGGUCAGAGGACAACCACUCCUCCACCAUCUCAGAUACCGGACCCACCCUUCUCCUCCCCGAUUACGCCUCAUCGAACAUCUCUAGGUGGCAUUCUCUCUCCAGCCAGUUGGGGCGGACUGCUUGGGAAAUCAGAGUUGGUCACCAAGUUGAUCUCCGCGGGUACCCAGGACAGUGAAUGGGGAUGUCCAACAUCACUGGAGGGCCAGCUUGGCUCAGUUAUCAUCUUCCACGAAGCCCUGCAGCCUGCUCAGGUGAAAGCUUUAUAUUUGGCAGGCCCAAACUGUUUAACUCCGUGGAAAUCCCAAGAGUCUGAAGUGGCAGACCUGCCCAGUAAAGUGCUGCUUCACUAUACACCCAAGGCCUGCAGAAACCCAAUCUGCCUUGACCUGUCUACAAAUCUUUUACAUGGAAGACUAACUGGAAACAAAGUAGUGAACUGGGACAUCAAGGACAUGAUAAAUUGUAUUGGUGGAUUGAAUGUGCUGUUUCCACUACUGGAGCAGAUCAGUUUUCUCAAUGGACAGGUGCCUGAGAGGUCUGAAGGGGAAACUAUACCUCAGGAACUAGUGACUCCAAUAGAGGGAGACUGGGUGGUGUUAUCAUCCACAAAGGCUUCAGAGGCUCGUCUAGAGAAGAAUAUUGUUGCAACUUUCAUCUUGAUGAUAAAGCACUUUAUUCAAAGACACCCUAUUAACCAAGAUAAUCUCAUUCACUCCCAUGGAGUUGCUACCCUAGGCGCCUUGCUACAGAAGGUGCCAGGGAGCUUGAUGGAUGUGAAUGUACUGAUGGCUCUGCAGUUACUGAUAGAACAGGUCUCUGUGGAAAAAAAUGUGCAACUUUUGCAACAGAUGCAUCAACAUUUACUUUUUGACUUUAGGAUCUGGAACCGUGGAGACUUCCCCUUCCGGAUUGGACAUAUACAGUACCUUUCCACAAUCAUCAAAGACAGCAGGAGGCUUUUCAGAAAGAAGUAUGGAGUUCAGUUUCUACUAGACACACUCAGGAUUUAUUAUGGUAGUGGCUAUAAAGACAGUGACUUAACUCCAGAUGACCUCAGAACAAUACAGACAUUCCUAUAUGGACUGAUCAAAUAUUUCCUAAGCAAAGGUGGGACACAUGAAGAAAUACAGAGCAUCAUGGGAUAUAUAGCUGUGACCAGUGAAGAGGAACAGCUCUGUGGGAUUCUUGAUGUACUCUUCAGCCUACUUCAUACCAGCCCAACCCGGGACCAGCUUUUCUUGUUGCUUUUUGAACCAGGAAAUGCUGAUAUCCUCUAUGCUCUGUUACUGAAUCAGAGAUAUUCUGACAGGCUAAGGGAACUUGUAUUCAAGAUUGUAGAGCAGAUGCUGAAAUGUACUAAAGUCUAUGAACGGAGUAAACAACGUAUAAGACUCAGAGAAGUGGGAUACUCUGGGCUAGGGCUCCUUCUGAAUGAAUCUCCAGUUACCAUUUCUCUUAUUAAAAAUCUUCUUAACCAAAUUCUGUAUACAGAUCCUGUUGUGAAUUACAGAGACCUCACAGCUGUGGUGCACUUGUCUCAUAGAGCAGAUAUAAAUGUUAGAGUGGCCAUCUGCAAAAAGGUUUUACAGCUUUUACAUUCCCAGCCGGAUGCAGCACAGCAGAUUGCUCAACAGCUAGCCUGGCAGGAGACAUUGGUUAGACUAUUCCUAAAAGAAAACUCCGACAUCAGGAAUAGACUUAAAGAGAGCAGGACUGACUCUACAAAGGAAGAUGAAAAAAAAAUUCCUGCUGAAGAGCUUCAGAAAUGCUAUCCUGAUCAGGCAGAGGAGGGGAAAGCUAGUAGCUUUACCUCAGUUAAUGGUUCAUACGAUCAGUGGAGUGUGGAAGACAGCAAAUCUUUAGAUGUCACCACCUGUUUUUCUGGUACAUUGCUGGAAGGUACUUCUGUUGAAGAGAUGACUUCCAGGUCAGAGGAUCAAGAAGAGUUAUGGCACAGUAAUCCUUCACAUUUGCAUUUAGAUCUGUCUAGCAUGGACUCUUAUGAGCUGGCUGAUAGUGGGAAUCAAAUGACAGAUAGCAUGCCCAGCACACCGUCACCCAUUGAAAAUUCGAAGCCAUUCUCUGGUCAGCCUGACAAAGAAUCAAGUAUCAUCGAUGAUAUGGGAUUCAGUGUUGAUCUUUCGUUAUUUGAAAACCAAGGAGGAUCUGAAGAGGAGCUCAUACAGUUGCUCACAGAUGUCCUGCUCUGUGUGAUGUGGAAAGGUUUAGAAAGGUUUGAUGAUGCUGUCUGGAUUGAGAGGGGGCAGGUGUUUUCUGCACUGACCAAACUGGGGAUAUCUAAUGAGUUACUACAACCUUCUGAUGAAAUAAAACUCAACUUGCUAGAGAAGAUGCUGGAAUGGACCGUCACUGAUAACAGAGACGCAAAAGCUCUUCCAACACAUGCUGAAAAUGCCUUCCGGCUCUUGCUCAUCGUACAGGACUUUCUACAGGCAGAAGGGCUGGUUAAUUCAAACUUAUGGACAGAAAAGCUUUUAGAAGAGCUGGUGACACUCAUUGACAGCCUGUCACUCUGGUACUCUGCUGGCCCAGAAUGGAUCAAGCUCUCCCAAGUGCAGGUCCAGUUGCUCCUUGGAUUCAUUGGACAAGAUAACUUACAGGUUUGUGCUAUGGCAGCAGCCAAGCUAAACACCCUUCUUCAGACCAAAGUAAUUGAAAGCCAAGCUGAGGCAUGCUACCUCUUGGGGAAGUUGGAAGGCAUCCUGAGUAGAUCAAUCAAAGAGAAGACAGAAACAUACGCAUUCUUGAUUCCCCUUGUUCGAACACUGGUAUCCAAAGUUUACCAACUUCUCUUCAUGAACCUGCACCUACCCUCACUGCCUCUCACCAAUGGCAGUCCCUCUUUCUUUGAGGACUUCCGGGAGUAUUGCAGCUCAGAUGAAUGGCAAGUUUAUAUUGAUAAAUAUAUUAUUCCAUAUAUGAAACAGUAUGAAGUCAAUACAUUCAGUGAUGGUCAUGAGCGUAUGGCACUUUAUUGGAAGGACUGUUAUGAGGCAUUAAUGGUGAAUAUGCAUAAGCGAGACAGAGAACGAGGAGAAAGCAAGCUCAAAUUUCAGGAGUGUUUUGUGGAGCCAUUUAACCGAAAGGCACGCCAGGAGAACCUGCGUUACAACAGCAUGCUAAAACAGCUUAAUAGUCUACACACCGCUACUCUGAGGCAGUGGAGAGCAGCCCAACUUUAUCUGACUUGUGAACAGGGCCCCUGGGCUGAAAGGAAACAGAAUCCCAUUCACUGGAAACUUUCAAAUGUGGAAAACUACUCACGUAUGAGGUUAAAACUAGUGCAAAAUUACAAUUUCAACUCCCAUCAGGAGGCCAGUGACCUGAGAGACAAUUUAGGGAUGCAGCAGACACAGCCAUCUAGUGAGUCACUGCUCCUGGAGGUGGUGAAGCAAGUGAAAGUUAAUGACAUGGAGGAUGAUAUACUUGAACUGCCAGAAGAGGACACAACUGCUGGUGCAAGCAUGGAUGAAAAGGAGGAGCAGGGUCAGAAAGAAAAAUUGGUACUGUCUGAAGAAUGUGAACUCAUUACGCUAAUUGAUGUAAUACCUGGCAGACUGGAGGUCACUACCCAGCACAUCUGCUUCUAUGAUGGCAGCAUUGAAAAAGAGGAAGGAGUAGGUUUUGAUUUCAAAUGGUCCCUUUAUCAAAUUCGAGAGAUACACUUGCGCCGAUACAACUUGAGGCGGUCAGCCUUGGAGAUCUUCCUCACUGAUCAGACCAACUACUUCCUUAACUUCAAUAAGGAGGUGAGAAAUAAAGUGUACAGUCGAAUCUUGUCCCUCCGUUCUCCAAAUAUUUAUGGGACCAGAUCUCCACAGGAACUGUUUAAAGCUUCAGGCUUGAUGCAGAAAUGGGUGAACAGAGAGAUAUCAAACUUUGACUAUCUCAUUCAAUUGAACACCAUGGCGGGACGAACUUACAAUGACCUUGCCCAAUAUCCUGUGUUUCCUUGGGUCCUGCAAGAUUACAUGUCAGAAGAGUUGGACUUGAAUAAUCCUGCUGUCUUUAGGGAUCUAUCCAAACCCAUUGGGGUGGUGAAUGAAAAGAAUGCCAAAGCUGUGCAAGAAAAAUAUGAGAAUUUUGAGGAUCCUCUUGGAACGAUUGACAAGUUUCACUAUGGUACUCACUACUCAAAUGCUGCUGGUGUCAUGCAUUAUCUCAUUCGAGUAGAGCCUUUCACCACACUACAUAUCCAGCUUCAGAGUGGCAGGUUUGACUGUGCAGAUCGGCAGUUCCAUUCCAUUCCUGCAACAUGGCAAGCCCUUAUGGAUAACCCAAAUGAUGUGAAGGAGCUUAUCCCAGAGUUCUUCUACUUCCCAGAGUUCUUGGAGAAUCAAAAUAAGUUUAACUUGGGUCAGCUACAGCUCUCCAAAGAGGUAGUGAAUGAUGUUGUUCUCCCAAAAUGGGCCAAGUCACCUGAAGAUUUCAUUUGUAAACACAGGAAAGCACUGGAGUCUGAGUAUGUCUCUGCUCAUCUCCAUGAAUGGAUAGAUCUGAUUUUUGGCUACAAACAGAGGGGACCAGCUGCUGUGGAGGCACUCAAUGUGUUCUAUUACUGUACUUAUGAAGGAGCUGUGGAUUUAGAUGCCUUAACAGAUGAGAAGGAAAGGAAAGCUUUAGAAGGGAUGAUUAACAAUUUUGGACAAACACCCUGUCAGCUGCUGAAGGAGCCUCAUCCUGUGAGAUUAUCCGCAGAGGAAGUAGUACAGAGACAGACCAAAAGUGACAGCUCAACCCUGAAUCUGUUCCAGCAUCUCCCUGAACUUAAGUCAUUCUUCGUAGAGGGUAUCAGUGAUGGUGUUCCCAUCGUCAAGGCUGUUGUUCCCAGGAACCAGUCACGUUCCUUUAUGUCUCAAGGGAGUCCAGAGAUCCUGGUGACAGCAAGUCUGAACUGCAUUAUUGGAACCCACGGGUGGCUACCAUAUGAUAGAAAUAUCUCCAACUAUUUUACGUUCAUCAGAGAUCCAACUGUGACAAAUCCCAAAACCCAACGUAGCAUAAGUGGUCCGUUCGCUCCAGGGCUAGAGAUCACCGCUAAACUGUUUGUAGUGUCCCAUGAUGCAAAGUUGCUGUUCAGUGGAGGGCAUUGGGACAAUAGCAUCAGAGUGACAUCGCUCACAAAAGGCAAAUUAAUUGGACAGCAUGUCAGACACAUGGAUAUUGUGACCUGUUUGGCUAUAGAUUUCUGUGGAAUCCAUUUAAUUUCAGGUUCCAGAGACACAACAUGUAUGAUAUGGCAAAUAGUUCAGCAAGGAGGAGUUCCUGUAGGCCUGGCACCUAAACCCUUGCAGAUUCUGUAUGGACAUACUGAUGAGGUAUCCAGCGUUAGCAUCAGCACUGAACUGGACAUGGUGGUGUCUGGAGCCAGGGAUAGCACUGUGAUUAUUCAUACUAUUCAGAAAGGUCAGUACAUGAGGACUUUGCGACCACCUUGUGAGAGUUCCCUUCUGCUGACUGUUCCCAACCUGGCUGUAUCCUGGGAAGGACACAUAGUUGUCCACACCAGUAUAGAAGGAAAGACUACUCUCAAGGAUAAGAAUGCAUUACAUCUCUAUUCUGUGAACGGGAAAUAUUUGGGCUCUGAGAGUCUAAAGGAGGAAGUGUCAGAUAUGUGUGUGACUGGCGAAUAUAUCGUGAUGGGGAGCCUACAGGGAUUCCUUUCCAUACGAGAUCUCUACAGCCUGAAUCUCAGCAUCUCCCCCUUAGCCAUGCGACUGCCGAUUCACUGCAUUUCUGUUACCAAAGAAUACAGCCACAUCCUUGUAGGCUUGGAGGAUGGCAAGUUGAUUGUCGUUGGUGUUGGCAAGCCAGCUGAGAUGCGCUCAGGUCAGCUUUCCCGAAAGCUGUGGGGAUCAAGCAAACGGCUCAGCCAGAUUUCUUCAGGAGAGACUGAAUAUAACACUCAAGAUUCCAAGUGAUUGCUGCUUCUGAAUUCUCUCAUGGAUUCCAGAAAUUUGUUUAGUCUUUUGGUCACUCUAAACAUAUCUCUCAACUUUCUGAUGAGUGUUUCAGGGACUUAUCCUUGACAGUCAGUUGAAGACCAACAUAUGGUAGAGGUACAGUAAUUUUCAUAUGCACACAUGCAAAUUAGCCCACAAUUGGUUUUAUUACUUUUUUCCUAAUCACAUUGAUUUGAUAGCAGUGGAACUCUGUCUAGAUUAUGUGCUGGAACGUAGUUUCAGAAAAAGACCUGUAAGUGCGUUAAACCACAGAUGAUAUCAUAUACAGGUGAAUAAUGCUAGAUGUUCCUCUCUUGCCUGGAAGAUAUUAACUCAAAUUCAAGGAAAAUAUCCCAUUCUCAUUUACAUCUUUGUAAUUCCAGGAUAAUAUACAGAAAAUUCCUUCAAUUUGCAGAUAUACUGAUAAAAUUGGGACAGUUGAGAGUUAUGACUUCAGAUAUAUUCUUCCGACCAAUCAGCUUGCUGUGUACUACUGUAAAUGAUUAUAAAUAAUCCUCUAUUGCGUGGCUCCGGAGGAAAUCCCUUUUAGACUGUUCUGCAGGAAGCACCUCAAUGGCAGUACUUGAUUGUCAGAAAUUGUUUAACUGAAGAACAACAAUGAAUUAUAACCUCAUAGGAAUUGGAAUAAGGUGAAUAUUUGCUGCAGAACAUUCUUUGUCGUUUGGCAUAGCAACACUCACAUUUAGAAAUCCCUUACAAGUUUUAAGGCCUCGUAUUAAUACAGAGGGAAUGAGAAUCACAUUUCCAUGUCUGUCAAGAUUGAGUUGUUCUGUUUCAUUAAUAGUAUAAUUACUGCAAACCAAAAUGUCUAAUUUCUAAUUAAGAUGACCUGAAAAACUUUGCAUCAUAAUUUACAUUUAGCAUAUCUUGUUUCUUGGCUCUGUAUUUGUCAAACAAGUAACCUGGUUUAGCCAUAUUCAUAUUGCCGGAAAAGUAAGUAGAAAAAUCCAGGUACAUAUGAGGGAGAGGAAGACAUCACAGCCCUGCGUAUACUGUAAACAACAAAAAUAGUACUCAAAAGCUCAAGUACUCCUGGGAAAACCUUGCCUUCAGGGCAAAGGGUUAUUUUUUUUAGGUGGGAAUAUGACUCUAUGUAAAUAGAGGAAAAUAUUGUUCCUUUACAUCUUUUGUGGAAGUGGUAGUAAUUGAAAACAAGAUGUCUCUGUAGCCAAUGCAGAUACAGAAUUGAUUUAGUUAAUAUUUCUCAGACACCUCUCCCCUCUUCUUCCUUAUUUUAUUACUUAUGGAAGUGAGUAUGUGUUGUAUCUUUUCUAAAUAGUGUCAGAUUUCCCCUAGGAUUGGGGAGGAGUUGAACUACCGGAGGCACCCCAUACGGUGCAAUCUAAAUUCAUGCACUUUUAGCGCGAUAUUUCUUGAUUAUCUAAAGAAGUAGUUAUCACUCUUUUCAAGGCACAUUUUUUCUUAAAUCAGCUUCCCCUUCUUAAUUUCAUAAAGAAAAUAAUGACCCGAUAUCAUGCUUUUAUACACUGAAUAUUUUAAUGACCUUAUUACUAACUAAUCUAAAACGUAUUGUGUUGCUUGUUUUAACCAUUACUUUCAAAUUAUAUCUGAUCAGUGAACAAAUUAGAUGAGAUUAUGUAUAACUAGAACACUAAUCACUGUGACAGAUCAAAUCAUCUGGAAAUUAGGGGGAAAUGGAAAGAUUUCUCUGUGGCACUUGUCAGUAUGAUAUUUAACCCCGUUUCUCUUGGUCACUCAUUCCCUCCCCCCCCCACCUCCCCACUUUGCAAUGAGUUAUGGACAUGGGAAGAAAGUCUACAUGAAAAAAAAAAGAAAUUAACUGGUUACUGAUACAAUAACAAUACCAAGGAUACUCUGGAAGUAUUAAGUGUAUGUGAAUGUGAAGUAGGUUUGUCUAUUGUAAUUUCACAAGUAAGAGAUUUUGAAGAGUUAUUGAGACAGAAGUUUAGAAGAAUCACAGUUUUGAACGUGUGAUUUUAUGAGAGUUAAGAGGGGUUAUAAUGAAUUUUCAAAUGAAUUUGCUUGGGGGUAGUGUGGGUGAUGGUUUUAUAACUGUACAUUUAAGAUCUUAAAUGUGUAUAUUUGGAAUUUUUUAAAAUUGCAAGACUGUUUGACGAGCAGAAUCAAAGUGGAGACAUUUAGAAAGUUAAUGUUCUGUGUGAUGCUUGGCCAGAACAUAAGUCUUUCUGUUGUCAUUUGUGCAGAGAGGUUCACUUGUAAGUUUUUGAAAGAAUCUUUAUUUGUAUUAGGUAUUUUAUGCAAAAGUUUUAAUUUUUGAACUGGUGAAAAUUUUAGCAUUUGUAUCCAUGUAAGAAAAUAAGGGAAACUGGUCAACCUCCACAAAAUGUAAUGUGGGUUUAGAAAUUGGAGAGAUGCCGGCAUUUGUAUUAAUGAUAAUCUGAAUAUAUAACACUUUAAUCCAAUGAUUUUGGUGCUUUACCAGCAUUAGUUAAGCCUCACGAAUGUUAGCUACUGGUAUAAAUUAGAGCUGCCCUCAUAAUGCUCUGUCUUGGCACUAAGGGACCAACCCUUCACAAAGCAGCAGCAAGAUCAUGGGAGUACAAAGGUGAGUGUUAAAUCACAUUCACACACUACUUGCACUUUGUGCAGAUUGGCCAUAGCUGAGCAUCUGGUCCCUUGAGAAUGAAAGGUGCUACUUACAUUUCAACUUGUCUUUUCGUGCACCAGCAGCAGUCAAUUUUUUUAACUACUCAGUAAUGUCUGUCUGCAAGCUAUACUUUGCUUAAUUUGUAAAAGGAAGCUGUAAAUAAAAGAUGUAGUUUGUAUGUGAGAGCUAUAAGUAAGGAAGAAUUUAGCUGGUGUUCCACUUGUUUUUAACUUAUUUUCUUUCAAUUUUUCUUGAAUUAAUUAUACAGGUUUUUUUUUUGUGGUUGUCUGAGUUGUGGCUGGUUUGCAGUCCACACAGAGCCGUGGACACGGAAUUAGUGCACUGCACUUCUUCUAAGAUUUAAAUUUUUACUUUUGAUGACUCUUCAAGGUAAUAGUGCUCUUGGAUACCAUCCCCUCUGCUCUUCUCAUAGAGGAAAAAUAGUUAUAAAAUACAAGUUCUCUUUAGUCUUUUUACACUACAAUUUAUUUAUUUAACUUUGUUUUAGAAAGUAAAGCUGUGACAUGACGCAGUUCUGACUAUGAAUUCAGAUCAGGCUAGUCUGAAUACAUAGUUGCUUUGUAACGCUAAGAAUUUUUCAAGGCCCUUUUGUAGGUGUUCUGUCUUUUGUUUAACCAUUGGAGGCCACAGUGAUAUCUAUAGAAACUAAAAAAUAUUGCUUACCUGUGAGGUGGACUUAAAAGAAAAGUUAAGUCAGCACUGUAAACAUAUGUAUUUUUAAAAAAAAGCUGAAUAUUGACUCAUCUCUUCCUAGUAAUUUAUAAACUGGAUUCAACAGUUAGCAGUAUUCAGUAACUUCCACUUACAGUUUGGGGAAGUGCUUAGAAUAAUUUUGGCACCUUAGAGACUAACCAAUUUAUUUGAGCAUAAGCUUUCGUGAGCUACAGCUCACGAAAGCUUAUGCUCAGAUAAAUUGGUUAGUCUCUAAGGUGCCACAAGUACUCCUUUUCUUUUUGCGAAUACAGACUAAUACAGCUGCUGCUCUGAAACCUAGAAUAAUUUUGUUUCCAAUAAAAUUUUUGUUGAUUAUCAAUGUUACCGAUUAAUGUUGCAAGCCUCAGUGGUGGUAAUUAUUUUUGGUUGUCUUAUUUUUAUGUACUGUGAAGAAUUAUCUAAUAUCAUAGUAAGUGUUCAUUUGGGAAUUGCCAGCAUUCAAAGAGUUAUAUGCUCCUUGUCCAAGUUAAGGGCAAAAAAAGUACGUGGGUAAUAUUGCAUCAGUAUAUUCUUUAUUUUCUGUGUAUCAUACUCAUCUUGUGCAAUCUUUGAAACUUUAUCUUUUCCAUCAUCCACCUAUCUUCCCACCCUCAGCACAUACACAAAAAAACCCUGUUUAAACAAUCUUUUUCCUCUUAUUUAAAAUGUUUGUGGAGGGGGGGGCCUUAAUUCAGAAAGCACCCAGUAAGAUCUUUGAUUAAUCUAGAUCAUAGAAUCAUAGAAUAUAAGGGUUGGAAGGGACCCCAGAAGGUCAUCUAGUCCAACCCCCUGCUCAAAGCAGGACCAAUUCCCAGUUAAAUCAUCCCAGCCAGGGCUUUGUCAAGCCUGACCUUAAAAACCUCUAAGGAAGGAGAUUCUACCACCUCCCUAGGUAACGCAUUCCAGUGUUUCACCACCCUCUUAGUGAAAAAGUUUUUCCUAAUAUCCAAUCUAAACCUCCCCCACUGCAGCUUGAGACCAUUACUCCUCGUUCUGUCAUCUGCUACCAUUGAGAACAGUCUAGAUCCAUCCUCUUUGGAACCCCCUUUCAGGUAGUUGAAAGCAGCUAUCAAAUCCCCCCUCAUUCUUCUCUUCUGCAGGCUAAACAAUCCCAGCUCCCUCAGCCUCUCCUCAUAACUCAUGUGUUCCAGCCCCCUAAUCCUUUUUUGUUGCCCUUCGCUGGACUCUCUCCAAUUUAUCCACAUCCUUCUGGAAGUGUGGGGCCCAAAACUGGACACAGUACUCCAGAUGAGGCCUCACCAAUGUCGAAUAGAGGGGAACGAUCACGUCCCUCGAUCUGCUCGCUAUGCCCCUACUUAUACAUCCCAAAAUGCCAUUGGCCUUCUUGGCAACAAGGGCACACUGCUGACUCAUAUCCAGCUUCUCGUCCACUGUCACCCCUAGGUCCUAUAAAUCAUUACAACCUGUCAUGGGAGCACUUGAUUAAGUAGCUUUCUUGUAUUUACAUCUCAGACUAGUGGAUCUUAAUUAUUUGUUACAUAGCCACCCAUGACUACACUUCUACAAAGAAUGACAGACUCAAUAAAAUGGAUAUUCAUCUAUGCAAAGUUUUUCUUCAAUACCUGCUUUAACUACAAAUAUUAUAAUUUUUUUAAUUUAAAUGGCAUAUGGGCUUUUAAGUAGCCUACUGAAUUGACUAUUUUGAUAAGGAGCCUCUUUAAUGUCUUAAAAAUCAGAGUUCUCCUACAGUGCAAAGGAUUAAAACAAUAGAAUUCCAUCCCCUUUAAAAAAAAAAAAAAAAAAUUCCCACAAUCUAGGAAGGGAUAGCCAGUGAGUUAUCUCCCAUUACUCUGGGUUAAGAUAGUUGUGUCUUAAUAGAAUUCAGUGGGUGUUGGCCAUCUAACUCCCUUAGGCUCUGAUGAAAAUCCUACCCAUUAGCUAUAUAUGGAAUCUCAAGUAAGAACAUUUAAAGAUAUCAUCCACUAGAAAAAGAUUUCAUCUUGUAGGUUACUUAGUUGAAGAAGUAUGUUUGUUUAUGGACUACAGUAUUGUAGAGAGUUUGAGACUAGGUUAAAUUUUUUUCUUCUGAAGGGGUAUAUUAAAAAUCUGAUCUUUUAUUUGGAGGAAAUGCUAAGACACUCUAUUAAAUAUACUGUUAGGCCUGAUCCUGUGGAACAGCUGAAGGCCCUAAUUCUGGAAAGCACUCAAGUGUUGUUCCGGAGGGGAAUGCUUUCCUGAACCAGUUCAUUGAGCUUACUACUAUGACAGCAAUGGAACGACUCGCAGUUGUGAGCACUACAUCUGUUCAUAGGAUUGGGCAUAUAGAUUCUGUAAACAUCCAAUUAAAUUCUACAAAUCAGUAAUCUUGAACAAAUCUAUAAUCUCAGAUUUGAUUAACAGAAUGCACUAACUAUACGCUGAAAUGUUAAUAGUUCUACACUAGCUCAGUAUUAAGAGGGUUAAGAAGUUUGUCGAAGAGGCGAUUCUUAGAUCAUUUACACUUCACAAUACUGCUAUGGAGUAAUGGUGCAAACUGGGCUAUUUUUAAUCCAUUUUAUUGAGUCUGUCAUUCUUUGUAGAAGUGUAGUCAUGGGUGGCUAUGUAACAAAUAAUUAAGAUCCACUAGUCUGAGAUGUAAAUACAAGAAAGCUACUUAAUCAAGUGCUCCCAUGACAGGUUGUAAUGAUUUAUAGAUGUAGUUUUAAAAUAAUUUCUUCUGCUGAAUCUCAAGAGUUGCAUUCAGUAUUAAAGUGAACUUCCUCCCUUGUUUUGGUGGUAGAGUUUUCCAAUACCCAUCUGUAUGUAGCCUCUUCGGAGGCCCACACCUGAACCAAAUGGAGGCAAUACAGGUGGGGAGUUCAGUGGGUGAGUCUAUGCAUUCUGAGGAACCCAGUCUCACUCUGUAGUCCUUGCCUCUUCUAAUAACCCUUGUUAGCCCACUCUUCCAAAGGCUGCAGGUCCCCUGCCAGGCUACUGCAAUUCAAACUAGGUAGCAGGAACUGUACAGCUAGUACAAUAGGGUUGACCCCUUCCGUUGGAGCCUAAGCACCUUUCCUUCAAAGCACCUUAGCAUCACUGACCUCGGGACUGAGUCGAAGAAAGCAAGAUAACCUAAAAGGUGUAUUUUGUCCAUCCCAAGAUGACAGUCCAGAAUUGUUCCUUGCACUAAAUGUAGGGUGCUUGGUGUAGCUUACUUUUAAAUGUGUCAGGUGCUAGGGUUUUCAUUUCUACUCUUGGAAAUAGGUCUACAGUCUAAUAAACCUGAUGCUUGAGGAAUUAUUGCUGAUAUUUAAUCUAGACUUUCCUUUGUUCAAUUUCAUCUCCCACAGAGCUGUAUCCCCUUGGAAUACUGGAGGUGUUUUCUUUGAUACCUGAGCCUUUCACAUACUAUAUUUAAUUGCCAAACUGUUCAUGUAUGGUUAUUUCAGUCUUUCCUCAGAACCCAGGUCCUCUAGCUCUAUUCAUGCGUUGCUUCUGUCUGGACUCUUAGACAUUUCUGGUCUCAAAUUUGAAUGCUCUGUGGGGUAUUGCGACUAGUGUAUAGAAAUCCUACUGGCUCUUUCUGAUAUUGCAAACUCAUGUCUAAUCUACUGUCCACUAUUUCUAGCCAUCCUUCCAAAAUGCUGGGCAGGAAGGGUCUCCUGUUCCAAUUGUAUUUCCAAACUAUGGGUGAGGAUAGAUAUAGGGUUUCCAGUUUUAAAAUAUGACCUCACCCAAGCAAGAGCGUGAGAUUAAAUAUCCAAUAAAAUUUACAAUUGGGGAGGGAGUAGCAGAGGUCAAUGUUUUUAAUAUAACAAGGAAAAUUUUCAAAUACCAAUAAUGAAUUUUUAUUCCUAAACUGAAACCAUCAUUUGCCUAGAAACAAACCCUUAAAACCAGAAAUCCCAUGUGCAUCUAAGUAGGAGUAUUUUCUUUAGUCAUUAACAAAUGAGCUGUGUUCAGUAGUAUCCUAACUUAAAUGAAGUAAUUUCAGGGACUCAAGUAAUGAAAGCUUGCCUCGUGUUCUGCUCCUGUAAUGAGCUCUGCAGGAGCAGUCCAGGCAUUGCUCAGUGAAGGGUUGGGGCCACAGUGUCUGAAAAGAGCCACCCUCUCUGAGCAAUUUCUUGGAGAUAGUGCUGCUACUUAAAACAAAGUUUUCUUAAAGAGUUUUUAGAGUGGAAAAUGAGACUCACUAAGGUGUGCCUCAGCAUUUGCUUAAAUCACUAUAACUUUUGGUGGAAACAGAACACUAAGCCUUAUUGAUAGUGUGACAAUUAACCAUCUCUUAAUUCUAGUAAUUAUGAUUGUGCAAUUAUAUGAUUACAAAUGGAUUUAAUGCCAAAAAUGCCUUUAAAUAAACUCAAAUUUUAGUUAGUUGAAACUAGAUAUAUUGAACACUAAUAGCCUUCUGGCAGUAUAAUGAAUUUGCUGUUAGUCUUCUGUGCAAUACCUUCAUCCCUUCUGGGUGCUUUUAAGGUUUCGUAUAUACUGUUUGUCUUAUUUUAAUAUGUGUUAUGUUCCAAUGGCUAAGUUUUAAUAAUUUUAAGUGUGUAUAUUGGCUAAUGUUGGAUUUGUUUCUGUACAGCAUGAUGGAAGAUGUUUUAAAAUUUUGCACUUUUUUCUAGUAUUUGCAAAUUUGUAAUCUAAAUUUUUUAAAUGCACACUUAUUUUGUACAUAAUGAUUAUUAAAUUAGCUUUGUAUAUAACAGCUGGGGCUGGAGCAAAUAAAUAAUAAUCAGA